Messenger RNA from Carassius gibelio (silver crucian carp), 2601 nucleotides. Its product is annotated as phospholipid phosphatase-related protein type 5-like. Gene Ontology annotation, molecular function: phosphatidate phosphatase activity. Gene Ontology annotation, biological process: signal transduction; phospholipid metabolic process; phospholipid dephosphorylation. The record is from RefSeq and is a predicted model, not a curated record. The transcript has 6 exons. Bases 336 to 1292 code for a protein of 318 amino acids. Lineage: Eukaryota; Metazoa; Chordata; Actinopteri; Cypriniformes; Cyprinidae.
UUCGUUGAGGUUGAAAGAGCGGAGGUGACAUUUGGUGACUGACGGAAUAACCUCUGAGCGGACGACGACGACGAUGAUGAUGAUGAUGAUGAUGAUGAUGGGGCGCGAGCACAGCGCCUGACGUGUCUCUCUCUUCAUCAUCAGCUGGCUGUAGUAAGGAGCUCGCGGUGGCAAUUUCUCGCGCUCUCUCAUUCCAGCUCGAGGGCUGUGCCAUGCGAGCUCGUGCGUCUUCGCGUGCCAACCUCGCGUGCGCUCGGAGAGUCAGACCCCGGCGAGAUGCGGGAAUUAUAACGAGAGCUCAGAUGUUUGGAGGUUCUCCACUGGAUUGUUGGUAAAUGUUCCUGCCCCACUCUCUGACGACCAUGCUUUAUUUCCAGCUGGUGAUCAUGGCGGGGACGGUCAUGCUGGCAUAUUACUUCGAGUACACGGACACGUUCAACGUGCACGUGCAGGGAUUCUUUUGCUACGAGACCGCGUACACGAAACCCUACCUCGGACCCGAGGACACGAGCGCCAUCCCGCCCGCCCUGUUGUACGCGGUGGUCACUGGAGUCCCCACACUGCUGAUCACCGUGACCGAAACGGUUUUGUUCUUGAUACAGUACACAUCAAAAGAUCUUGACAGUCGAGAGAAGACCAUCGUGACCGGGGACUGCUGUUACCUCAACCCAUUAGUGCGGAGGACUUUCCGUUUCCUUGGUGUAUACAUGUUUGGCCUUUUCACCACUGACAUCUUUGUGAACGCUGGUCAGGUGGUAACGGGGAACCUGGCCCCUCAUUUCCUGACAGUGUGCAAGCCCAACUAUACAGCUCUGGGUUGCCAGCAAGCUCUUCGCUACAUCAGCCAUCAGGAAGCCUGCACUGGCAACGAGGAAGACAUUCUACAUGCACGCAAGACCUUCCCUUCCAAAGAGGCAGCGCUCAGCGUGUACGCUGCUGUCUAUAUGGCGAUGUACAUCACAUUUACAGUGAAAGCCAAAGGAACUCGUCUGGCUAAACCAGUCAUGUCUUUGGGCCUGAUGUGCCUGGCUUUUCUAACUGGUAUUAACAGGGUGGCGGAAUAUCGUAAUCACUGGUCUGACGUCAUUGCCGGCUUUAUCAUCGGUGUGGCCAUCGCCACCUUUCUAGUGGUGUGUGUGGUUCAUAACUUCAAAGGCAAACAACUACUGAACGAGGAUCCCCCAGAGGACCACCUGAGCAGCAAUCCGAUGGUCAGCUCACCUAGGGUUGAGAGUCCGCUGGAGAAGUACAUCGCUUCACAGAAUCACAUCACCUUCGCUGAGAUCACGUGACCUUGAAUCGCCGGUGUGGCAGACACAUUGGACAUCCACGCUGUUUACCGUCCAGUCCUGAUAGUCCCUGCUCAAUGCUAGCGCAGUGGUCAUAUUCUCUAUGGUGUCGUUUUGGAUCGCUCUGCCCUUGCUUUGUGUGUGUGGAAAUAUUGGUCCUGUCAACUAAUAACUGUUACUUUCACGCAACUUAUGACUGAAACUGCACUUUACAUUUCCCAGACCGGUUCUGUUGGCUUUCUUGCAGACCGAGCUUUCAUCCAGAGCUCAGAAUAUCUCAGCUGCUCGCAUAUGUGGAAAGGGUAUGUGUUUGUGUUUGCUUUUGAGAGGUUUAUGGCUGAUGCAAAUACCUACCUAUGGAUUUCAAAAUGGACUUAACUUGUAGUUAUGGAUGUUUUUUAUGUCUUCAUAUAUUCCAGAAAAUGUUUCUUCCUAUAUACAUUUGUUUCACUUUUAGUGGUUGCACUGAAUGAGUGCAAACAUAUGGAAGCCUCUUUCUGCUUUCUGAGUAAAAAAAAAAAGAAAAAUAGGGAAUUGUGACACUAUUUUCAUAAUGUAACUUUUUUGCUCAAAUUAUUGAGAAGUUCCGAAACUUUUCUAAUAAUUGUGAGUUUAUAUUUCACUUUAUGAGUGACUAUCAAAAAAAAAAAAAAAUCCUAUAUUUAAUAAAAUUUUUCCUAUAUUUAAUAACUGCAGCUUUAUUUAGCAUAAUUGUGUGACAAUAUGACUUCAUUUUAACAAAAAAAAAUGUUUUGUCUUAAAUUGUGACUUUUCACAGUGUGAUUUAUUUCUCACAUAUUGACUAUUCUUGACCAUUAUUUCUUUUAUUUUUUACUCUGAGGCAGAACUGGGCUUCCAUACAUACAUAAAUACACUGUGUCCACCGAAAUAAGGCAGAAAAUAAGCUAAAAAUAUCUGUUGAAAGCUCACAUAAAAAAAUACCAAAGCUCAGAUAAACUCAAGUACUCGCCUACUGUAUUGGCAGAAAAAAAGCAGUUCCAGAUCCAUCGGUUAGAUAAUUUAUGAGCCUGACAGUGAAGCUGUGUUCGAGUUUGAGUUGAAAUCACUCAGCUGUGAAAGACAGAUCAUCUGCUAAGACAAUCACCAGCCAUCUAACUAGAAUAAUGAGUCAGUCCAUCAGAGGCGUCCAUCUAACCAGUGUUCAACAUAAUGACACCCGCAUGGACAUUUCGCACUGUUUUAAUGGCUAGCAUCUUUUGUUGAGGAUUGUAAUUGUUAAUGUUAAAGAGAUAAUGAGUCCGAAAGACACAUCUACUCCUGUGAUCAUUAAAAAAUGAACCGUGAUACCUCA